CCGUCCAUCCUUCCUUGAGUCUCCCUCCAUUCGGCGGCUUUGCCAUCAUGCGUCGGUUCAGCUCAGAGGGGUCCCUACUGGAUAUGGACUUCCUGCCAUGGAAGAAGGUGGCGCUGAAGGACCAGAACUACCACAGCCGGGACGGGGAUUCAGGCACCUACACGCCCUACCUGGAGGAGGACGAACUGGAUAGGCGGACCACCUCUUUCCCCCCCAACCCCAUCAUCCUGGAGCCUGGGGCCAGGGUGGAGCUGGGCAAGGAGCACAGCGUCAGCGUGGAGAACGUCACUGAACUGGGGAAGCUAGAGGGUAAGGGUCAUCUGGGAGUGGUGAACCUCAGUGAAGGAUGCAGGGCGUACAGUGACGGGCAGUUGGCGCCGGCGACUUCGGGUAGCAGCACAGAGAGCGUGGGCAGGGACGACCAGCCUCCGACCUCUCCCUCGUACUCAACCUUUGGCUCCAGCCCCUUCUCCUUCAAGUCACAGCAACGGUCCCACGCCAGAGCCAAGCUGUCAACAGCCAAGCUACACCUGAAGAGCCUGUUUGGGCAGGUAAAGAGUGAUGGGGGACAGGGGACAGGGGGUGGGAGGUCAGGGUCACUAGAGGUGUGGUCUCUGCCUGUGUGUUUGGUUUUGGAUGUGUUAGGCUACUGUAUGGGAAUGGAUAGCCUGUGUGUGUAAUGGCUUUUGACUACAUUAGUUCUACAUGAGUUCUACAUGAGUUCUACAUGAGUUCUACAUGAGUUCUACAUGAGUUCUACAUUGGUUCUACAUUAGUUCUACAUUAGUUCUACAUUAGUUCUAGCUUUACCACUGAGUGGGCAGAGUUCGCACAUUUUAGACCAUUUCAGUCGAGUCUGGUGAAAUAUCUACCCCACCCACGGCACCGGAGGAGCUAAACAAAUGCACCCUCUGUAGUAUCCUCCACCCUCUGUAGUAUCCUGAACCCUCUGUAGUAUCCUCCACCCUCUGUAGUAUCCUGAACCCUCUGUAGUAUCCUGAACCCUCUGUAGUAUCCUGAACCGUCUGUAGUAUCCUGAACCCUCUGUAGUAUCCUCCACCCUCUGUAGUAUCCUGAACCCUCUGUAGUAUCCUCCACCCUCUGUAGUAUCCUCCACCCUCUGUAGUAUCCUCCACCCUCUGUAGUAUCCUCCACCCCCUGUAGUAUCCUGAACCCUCUGUAGUAUCCUCCACCCUCUGUAGUAUCCUCCACCCUCUGUAGUAUCCUGAACCCUCUGUAGUAUCCUCCACCCUCUGUAGUAUCCUCCACCCUCUGUAGUAUCCUCCACCCUCUGUAGUAUCCUCCACCCUCUGUAGUAUCCUGAACCCUCUGUAGUAUCCUCCACCCUCUGUAGUAUCCUCCACCCUCUGUAGUAUCCUGAACCCUCUGUAGUAUCCUCCACCCUCUGUAGUAUCCUCCACCCUCUGUAGUAUCCUCCACCCUCUGUAGUAUCCUGAACCCUCUGUAGUAUCCUGAACCCUCUGUAGUAUUCUAACCUUGAGCUUCAUCUGACAGAAAGUGUUAUUCAUAAAUCAAGCGGCUGUCUCAAGUCAAGGUCACACCAAGUUAAUCAAAGAUUAAAUAAUCAUAAUAUAUUCAGUCUAGCUCAACAUUACACAUUAUAUUCUAGAUUUGAUUGAAAUUAUGUGUAAUUCAUUAAGCACUCUUAAAAUCCAUCCUUUUACCCUCGGGAUAAAAGUAUCUGCUAAAUGGCAAAUGGCAAAACCAAUGCAUACCAAGUUUGACAGUGGCAAGUGCCUCUCCUAUUUCCCCUAUAUGUUGGCAUACACAUUGACGUCAACUACGUCUUUCCCAGAGGUCAUGUUUUAGCGGUUUCCGUUUUUUUAUGACGCCGAUGACAGGAAAAUAUUGCUCAAUCAGAACUUCCUUAAAUGAUAUAUUACGAUUGGGCUUAAAACCAAAGAAGUCAAACCACUGAGGUUUGUGUGCUGCCUGCCUGCAAGUGUGUGUGCUGAUUAUUUAAAAUUUGGAAGUAAACUAAUGGCGUCUAUAUUUCCAGAGUCCCCAUUCAUCACACUCCAACCUGUUUGACCCGGAGCAGAAAAAACAGAAAGACCGGUAAGCUCAUCAACGUGCCUGGGCAUUGCAUUCCAAUGGUAAUCCAAAGUCAACACUGAUGUCACACAGAUAUACCUAAAUAUCCUCAUCACUUCAUUGGUAUUCAGUAACUGUUUUUAGUAAUCUUGUGCUCCAUACAUUUCCUCCGCUGUGGGCAAUAGCCUGGGGACGAGGUUUCUUUCUAAGAGGAAGAUGUUGUCUAAGGCAGAGUCCCAGGCCAAAUGCCACCCGAUUCCCUACGUAGCCCAAAUGGCUCUUGUCAAAAUUACUGCACUAUAUAGGGAAUAGGAUGUAAUUUCCCUGGUCAAAAGUAAUGCACAACACAAGGAAUAGGGUGCCAUUUGGGACGUACCCUAAGAACCCCAAAUGUUCAGUUUGAUAGGAUGCCACAACAAAAGAAUACCCAUCUGGACGUCAUCCACCCUUGAGGUUGUAAUGAUACUGAGCCAACCAGUUGUCGAAAUAAGGGUUGUGUCAUCAUGAAAUCAGAUCCAACCACACCAAAACGUACUUGUCAUCUCCCUUUUUCCCUGUCUCUGCUCUCUCCUUACCCCUCCUCUCUCUUCGUCUCUCUCUCUCCCUGUCUCUCUCUCCCUCUCUCUCUAUCCCUGUCUCUCUCUCUCUACCACUCUCUCUCUCUCCCUGUCUCUCCCUGUCUCUCUCUCUCUACCUCUCUCUCUCUCUGUCUCUCUCUCUCCGUCUCCACUCUCUCCUUACCCCCCCCCUCUCUCUCUCUCUCUUUCUCUUCGUCUCUCUCUCUCUCUCUCUCUCUCUCUCUCUCUGUCUCUGUCUCUGUCUCUGUCUCUGUCUCUGUCUCUCCCUCUCUCCCUUCCUCUCCUCCCUAACAGUGCUAAAGAGCAGCAGUCUCGCCUCCUGUUCCUUCGCCAAUGGAGUCAGGUGGGCCACAUCAAGGCCAAGUUCAGCCGGGAGGAACUGGAUAAGUGGGCUGAGUCGCUGGACGCCCUCCUGGUUAGUCGGAGUAAGUAGACUAGGAAACCCUCCUGGCCAGUAGACUAGGACACCCUCCUGGCCAGUAGACUAGGACACCCUCCUGGCCAGUAGACUAGGACACCCUUCUGGCCGGUAGACUAGGACACCCUCCUGGCCAGUAGACUAGGACACCCUUCUGGCCAGUAGACUAGGACACCCUCCUGGCCAGUCGGAAUAAGUAGACUAGGGCCCUAUUCAUUACUAAACACCGUAGCAAAUGUUUUUUUUUUUUUUUUUCGACGGAAAACUAAAACAAGUAUUAUAGUCAGACUGAGUAGUACAGCCAGUCCCAAACCACUCCCUACCCUUCCUCCUUGGCCCUUACCCUUCCAUGUUUGAUGAUCUGAAGGGCUUUAUUCAGGUAUAAUCAGAGUCGUGGUGAAGUUUCCACCAUAAUGCUUCCACCGUACAGAUCUACAAACAUGGAAGGGUUAUGGCAAAGGUAAUCUCGGCAUCCCAGAAGGAAACUCUGGCGCCAGCUACUUGAUUAGGUUCUGGGGGGGAGAGGUAUGAGAAAAGAUACUGGAAUGAGGAGAGGAAGCAGGGAGGUAGCUCCACCCCCCCCUCUCUCUGCAAGUUUUGGUCAAGUCUAUGAGCCAAAUGUCUCCUUCCCCAAUUUAAAACAUGUGCACACCUGCCAAAUCGUAAUUUCUCCAAAUGACCAGUGCCCCCCCCAAAAAAAAAGAUUUGACGGUAUUUUAUGUUUUUAAAUAAUAAAUGUUCUAAAUGUUCUUUAUGAGUUGUGCAUGACCGUAGCUAGGGUGGCAACACAUACGCUACCAGUCAAAAGUUUGGAAACACCUACUCAUUCAAGGGUUUUCUUUAUUUUUACUAUUUUUUACAUUGUAGAAUAAUAGAGAAGACCUAAACUAUGAAAUAACACAUAUGGAAUCAUGUAGUAACCAAAAAAGUGUUAAACAAAUCAAAAUCUAUUUUAUAUUUGAGAAUCUUCAAAUAGCCACCCUUUGCCUUGAUGACAGCUUUGCACACUCUUGGCAUUUUCUCAACCAGCUUCACCUGGAAUGCUUUUUCAACAGUCUUGAAGGAGUUCCCACAUAUUCUGAGCACUUGUUGGCUGCUUUUCCUUCACUCUGCGGUCCGACUCAUCCCAAACUAUCUCAAUUGGGUUGAGGUCAGGGGAUUGUGGAGGCCUGGUCAUCUAAUGCAGCACUCAAUCACUCUCCUUCUUGGUAAAAUAGCCCUUACACAGCCUGGAGGUGUUUUGGGUCAUUGUCCUGUUGAAAAACAAAUGAUAGUCCCACUAAGCUGAAAUUAGCUCGCCCAACUACCUCAUCCCUAUAUUGUUAUUUAUUUUGAUCAUUUGUACCCCAGUAUCUCUAUUUGCACAUCAUCUCUUGCACAUCUAUCAUUCCAGUGUUAAUACUAAUUGUAAUUAUUUUGCACUAUAGCCUAUUUUAUUGCCUUACCUCCAUAACUUGCUAAAUUUGCACACACUGUAUAUAUAUGUAUUUCUGUUGUAUUUUUUGACUUUGUUUUGUUUUACCCCAUAUGUAACUCUGUGUUGUUGUUUUUAUCGCACUGCUUUGCUUUAUCUUGGCCAGGUCGCAGUUGUAAAUGAGAACUUGUUCUCAACUGGUUUACCUGGUUAAAUAAAGGUGAAAUAAAAAAUUAAAAAAUAAAAAUAAAUAAGCCCAAACCAGAUGUGAUGGCGUAUCGCUGCAGAAAGCUGUGGUAGCCAUGCUGGUUAAGUGUGCCUUGAAUUCUAAAUAAAUCACAGACAGUGUCACCAGCAAAGCACCCCCACACCAUAACAUCUCCUCCUCCAUGCUUUACGGUGGGAAAUACAUAUGCAGAGAUCAUCCGUUCACCCACACCGUGUCUAACAAAGACACAGCGGUUGGAACCAAAAAUCUCCAAUUUGGACUCAUCAGACCAAAGGACACAUUUCCACCGGUCUAAUGUCCAUUGCUCGUGUUUCUUGGCCCAAGCAGGUCUCUUCUUCUUAUUGGUGUCCUUUAGCAGUGGUUUCUUUUCAGCAAUUCGACCAUGAAGGCCUGAUUCACACAGUCCCCUCUGAACAGUUGAUGUUGAGAUGUGUCUGUUACUUGAACUGUGUGAAGCAUUUAUUUGGGCUGCAAUUUCUGAGGCUGGUAACUCUAAUGAACUUAUCCUCUGCAGCAGAGUUAACUCUGGGUCUUCCAUUCCUGUCGCAGUCCUCAUGAGAGCCAGUUUCAUCAUAGAGCUUGAUGGUUUUUGCGACUGCACUUGAACAAACUUUCAAAGUUCUUGAAAUGUUCCGUAUUGACUGACCUUCAUGUCUUAAAGUAAUGAUGGACUGUCGUUUCUGUUUGCUUAUUUGAGCUGUUCUUGCCAUAAUAUGGAUUUGGUAUUUUACCAAAUAGGGCUAUCUUCUGUAUACCCCUCCUACCUUGUCACAACACAACUGAUUGGCUCAAACGCAUUAAGAAGGAAAUAAAUUCCACAAAUUAACUUUUAAGAAGGCACACCUGUUAAUUGAAAUACAUUCCAGGUGACUACCUCAAGAAGCUGGUUGAGAGAAUUCCAAGAGUGUGCAAAGCUGUCAUCAAGGCAAAGGGUGGCUAUUUGAAGAAUCUCAAAUAUAAAAUAUAUUUUGAUUUAUUUAACACUUUUUUUGGUUACUACAUGAUUCCAUAUGUGUUAUUUCAUAGUUUUGAUGUCUUCACUAUUAUUCUACAAUGUCGAAAAUUGUAAAAAAUAAAGAAAAACCCGGGAAUGAGUAGGUGUGUCCAAACUUUUGACUGGUACUGUACAUUCUAAGUGAUUUCAAUUAGGCUUUUUUCCAUUCUGAUUUGUUUAGUACUGUUCAAUCAAAAUUAAACCGAAAGUUGAUCUCAUAAAUUUCCACACUGCCACGUAGGGCUGCACGAUAUUUUUAACCAAAUGUUGCAGCCUUGCGAGGGUUAACACGCUUAACUGUCUUACUCCCGUCAGCCACGGAGGACGAGAGCCCACUGUCCUUGGUAGCGGGCCGCGUCAGUGGCACUGUGUUAUCCUCAAAGCGGGCGAAGAAGGUGUUUAGCUUGUCUGGAAGUGAGACGUCGGUGUCGGCGACGUGGCUGGUUUUCUUUUUGUAGUCCGUGAUUGUCUGUAGACCCUGCCACAUACGUCUCGUGUCUGAGCCGUUUGAUUGCGACUCCACUUUGUCACUAUACUGACGUUUUGCCUGUUUGAUUGCCUUACGCAGAGAAUAACUACACCGUUUGUAUUCGGCCAUAUUCCCAAUCACCUUGCCAUGGAUAAAUGCAGUGGUUCGUGCUGCACUGUUGGAGCUAGAAACACAAGCAUUUCGCUAUAACCCGCAAUAACAUCUGCUAAACACGUGUAUGUGACAAAUAACGCUUUGAUUUGAUUUAAAUGUCAUAUAGAUCCAUUUCUCUCACUGAAGGUAGUUUCGGUUUUAUUAUUCGAUUUACAAACUAAUAUAAUCUGGAUACAUGAUCCGAGUACACAAUCUUGAAUACAUGGAGUGUAUACACAUUGCUCAAACACUUAGUUAAAGGUCAAUAGCUAGAGCUUUUGGAAAGCAUGCAGUGACUGUGGUAGCCAAGCUUAGUCUGAUAGUCUGCACAACUUGAACACAUACAGGCUGUUUACAAGGAUAACUUUAACACGACAUACAGGCUGUUUACAAGGUAUUGUUGAUAUGCUGCAGUGUCCACACUUGUUCUCUUUGUGUGUGUCACAUACAAAUGUACAUACGUAUUAAUGUGUUUCACAAUGUUGUAACCACUGUGUCCGCUAUCUGCUGCCCUCCUUCCUUUCCCCACCCAGUCAGCCUCUUUGCACAAACAUAUGUUGCAACCCAGUGUCUAAGCAAAAAACAGAAGUGUAUGAGAGAGAGAGAGAGAGAGAAGGGGGAGAGGGAGAGAAGGGGGAGAGGGAGAGAAGGGGGAGAGGGAGAGAAGGGAGAGAAGGGGGAGAGGGAGGGAGGGAGGGGGAGAGGGAGAGAAGGGGGAGAGGGAGGGAGCGAGACAGUAUGGAGGGUGUGACUGAUUUAGAAAGCAAUAAAGUUAGAUGGCAAUAAUGAAAAUGCACUGGAAAAAAAUCCUAGGAUUGAUUUUAGUACUUUUACAGUCUGUGUGUAUGUCCUGUAUCUGUGCAAAUGUGUGUACAUGUGUGUUUGCAUGUCACUGUAUUGGCCAGUGGUGUGUACGUGUGUGUAUGUGUACGUGUGUGUUUGCAUGUCAGCGUAUUGGCCAGUGGUGUGUAAGUGUGUGUAUGUGUACGUGUGUGUUUGCAUGUCACUGUAUUGGCCAGUGUGUCUUUGAACCCAUCUGUCUCCCCUUCCUAAUCUUCCCCCUCUAGUGACAUCCUAAAUGUGGUGUACUUUUAUAAAGCCUAAUACUCUUCCCCCCCUCUCUCUUCCUCCUCCCUCUCCCCAUCACUCUCUCUAAUCCCCCCCCCCCCCCUUCCUCCUCCCUCUCCCCAUCACUCUCCUCUCCAUCCCCCCUCCCCCCUUCCUCCUCCCUCUCCCCAUCACUCUCUCUCAUCCCCCUCCCCCCUUCCCUCCUCCCUCUCCCCAUCACUCUCUCUCAUCCCCCCUCUCUCUUCCUCCUCCCUCUCCCCAUCACUCUCUCUCAUCCUCCCUCUCCUCAUCACUCUCUCUCAUCCCCCCUUCCUCCUCCCUCUCCCCAUCACUCCUCUCUCAUCCCCCCUCCCCCCUUCCUCCUCCCUCUCCCCAUCCUCUCUCUAACCCCCCCCCCCCCCUCUCCAGCGGGCUUGUCUGUGUUUGGAGCAUUCCUUCGCUCAGAGUUUAGUGAGGAGAAUCUGCAGUUCUAUCUGGCUUGUGAGCAGUACAGAAACUCCUCCAACAACUUCAGCCUGCACAGACGGGCCAAGGAGAUCACGGUCACCUAUAUCGAGGCGGGGGCACCACGAGAGGUAUACAGACUUUGUCUAUACAUUGACCGGGCUGGCUUGUUUCUGAUUGUCUGUCUAUGGUCCUCCCUGCCUGUCCGGCUGUCUGUCUGUCUAUCUGUGGUCCGGCUGGCCUUUCUAUCUACCAUCUACCAUCUACCAUCUAUCAUCUAUCAUCUAUAUCUAUCAUCUAUUAUCUACCAUCUACCAUCUAUCAUCUAUCAUCUAUUAUCUACCAUCUAUCAUCUAUUAUCUACCAUCUAUCAUCUACCAUCUACCAUCUAUCAUCUAUAAAUACCAUCUAUAUCUACCAUCUAUCAUCUAUCAUCUACCAUCUAUCAUCUAUCAUCUACCAUCUACAUUUACAUUACAUUUUAGUCAUUUAGCAGACGCUCUUAUCCAGAGCGACUUACAGUUAGCACAUACAUUAUUUUAUCAAACCCACAACCCUGGCGUUGCAAACGCCAUGCUCUACCAACUGAGCUACAUCCCCUGCCGGCCAUUCCCUCCCCUACCCUGGACGACGCUGGGCCAAUUGUGUGCCGCCCCAUGGGUCUCCCGGUCGCGGCCGGCUAUGACAGAGCCUGGAUUCGAACCAGGAUCUCUAGUGGCACAGCUAGCACUGCGAUGCAGUGCCUUAGACCACUGUGCCAUCUAUCAUAUACCAUCUAUCAUCUAUAUCUACCAUCUAUCAUCUAUUAUCUACCAUCUACCAUCUACCAUCUACCAUCUAUCAUCUAUCAUCUACCAUCUAUCAUCUACCAUCUAUCAUCUAUCAUCUAUAUCUACCAUCUAUUAUCUACCAUCUAUUAUCUACCAUCUAUUAUCUACCAUCUAUUAUCUAUCAUCUACUCUAAUCAUCAUCUAUCACAUCUACUAUCAUCAUAACCAUCUAUCAUCUACCACUACCAUACCAUCUAUCAUCUAUAUCUAAUCACCUAUCAUCUAAUCAUCUAUUAAUCUACCAUCUAUAUCUACAUCUACACCAUCUACCAUCUCACUACACCAUCAUACACAUCACAUCUAUAUCUACCAUCUACCAUCUAUCACAUCUAACAUCUAUCAUCUACCAUCUACCUAUCUAUGCAUCUACCAUCUAUCAUCUACCAUCUAUCAUCUAUCAUCUAUCAUCUAUAUCUACCAUCUACCAUCUAUCAUCUACCAUCUAUCUAUUAUCAUCUACCAUCUACCAUCUAUCAUCUAUAUCUGCCAUCUAACUCAUCUAAUCACCAUCUAUCAUCUACAUCUAUCAUCUAUAUCUACCAUCUACAUCAUCAUCUACCAUCUAUACACAUCUAUCAUCUACCAUCUAUCAUCUAUAUCUACCAUCUACCAUCUAUCAUCUACCAUCUAUUAUCUACCAUCUAUUAUCUACCAUCUAUCAUCUACCAUAUAUUAUCUAUCAUCUAUAUCUACCAUCUAUCAUCUAUCAUCUACCAUCUACCAUCUAUCAUCUAUAUCUACCAUCUAUCAUCUACAAUCUAUCAUCUAUCAUCUACCAUCUAUCAUCUACCAUCUAUCUAUUAUCAUCUAUUAUCUACCAUCUAUUAUCUACCAUCUACCAUCUAUCAUCUACCAUCUAUCAUCUAUAUCUACCAUCUACCAUCUACCAUCUAUCUAUUAUAUUGCUCUGGUUAUCUUUCUUAUCUUCUUUGACCUGGAAGUGUACCUGGAAGUGUACCUGGAAGUGUGUUUAUUAAACAGUGUCUUCUUAACUGAUCUGGAACCACUUCAUUCACCCAUAUUCUCUCUCUUUCCCUCUCAGGUGAACUUGGACAGUAAGACCAGAGAACUAACCACACAGCUCCUACAGGCCCCGUCACGCACCUCCCUGUCCCACGCCCAGAAAUGCAUCUACUCCCUCCUGGAUACAGACUGCUACCCCCGCUUCCUCCAGUCCACCAUCUACCUCAGCCUGCUAGGCCAGGCUGACUAGAGACGAAGGGCUCCAUUCAAUCCAUAUCGCCGAAGUUCAGCACUAUAGCACAAAUUGAAAUGUAAAGGCAAUGUUCCCCGCGUUCACGGAGACUGCAUUUCACGUUAAACGCUACUGCAUAUUUUGGCUCAAUACCAAUUGAAUGGAGGCAUUAUUCUCCAAUCUCCACCCUUUUCCCAAAGUGUACAGUCUCUUGCGUGGAUUCAACAAUGGUGGAAAGGAAACUCUUUCCAUCCAACACUUACACCAAUCCAGUGCUUUUGAAAUCCAUGACAGGGAGGGAGUGUGCAAGUGCACACUUUUUUGAAAAAGGGUGGAGAACUGUUGUAGAUAUGGGGCAGAAGUGGGGACAGUUGCAGGAGAUGCAGUUACAAUGUAGAGUUAAAUAGGGUUUAGGGGGGGCAGGGUUUUGGGUUUAGUCAUUUCAGUAGAGGUGAUGAGCAGGCUUGUGUUCAUUAGGGCAUGGAACAGAAAAAAAACGUUUUAAAAUGUUUUGCAACGGAAAACAAAAUUGAGUGUUUCUUAUUGGACAAGUCCAGAUAGUCCCUCCCUGUUUCAGUCAGGUUUUUUUCUUUCUUAAUUUGAUGCCUAAUGAACAUGACCCAAGUUAUGUUCUUCUUUGGGUGUGAAGGGGCUUAGGGAAGUAAAAGCAGAGAAAAGCCAUGGGGUUUGGAUGAAACCCGAGCGAUAAACGGGGGUGACGAGACAGGGGCCUGUUUUUUUUCCUCCAUGACUUAGAGGGUGCGACCCGAGGCGGCGGCGUGAAACUAUGCAGAUCUCAUUGUUUGUAAUCAUUAAACAUCCUCUUUUUCACUCGUAGCAGAGCAGCUAAGUAGCCGAAUGGUCCCCCAUGGUCCAAUGAGCACAAUACGGACAGCGCUGACAGGAAGGAUAAACAGGACGGAGCACUAGUUAAAGCACUUUGAGUUACUUGCAGCGCCUUCAGAAAGUAUUCAUAACCCUUGACUUAUUCCACAUUUUGUUGUUACAACAAUUGACUUCAAAAUGGAUUAAAUAAUAUUUUCUCAUCCAUGUACACACAAUAUCCCACAAUCACAAAGUGAAAACACGUUUUUAGAUUUUCGUUACACAUUUAUUGAAAAUGAAAUACAAAAAUAUGACAUUUACACACCCCUGAGUCAAUACUUUGUAGAAGCACCUUUGGCAGCAGCGCUUACAGCUGUGAGUCUUUCUGGGUAAAUUUCUAAGAACUUUCCACACCUGGAUUGUGCAACAUUUGCCAAUUUUAUUAUUUUCAGAAAUUCUUCAAGCUCUGUCAAAUUGGUUGUUGAUCAUUGCUAGACAACCAUUUCCAAGUCUUGCCAUAGAGUUUCAAGUAGAUUUAAGUCAAAACUGUAACUCGGCCACUCGGGAACAUCCACGGUCUUCUUGGUAAGCAACUCCAGUGUAGAUUUGGCCUUGUGUUUUAGGUUAUUGUCCUGCUGAAAGGUGAAUUCAUCUCCCAGUGUCUGAACCAGGUUUUCCUCUAGGAUUUUGCCUGUGCUUAGCUCGAUUCUGUUUCUUUUUUUAAUCCUGAGAAACUCCCCAAUCCUUAACGAUUACAAACAUACCCAUAACAUGAUGCAGCCACCACUAUGCUUGAAAAUAUGGAGAGUGGUACUCAGUAAUGUGUUGUGUUGGAUUUGCCCCAAACAUAACACUUUGUAUUCAGGACAAAAAGUUAUUUUCACUCUGUCAAUUAGGUUAGCAUUGUGGAGUAACUACAAUGUUGUUGAUCCAUCCUCAGUUUUCUCCUAUCACAGCCAUUAAACUCUGUAACUGUUUUAAAGUCCCCAUUGGCCUCAUGGUGAAAUCCCUGACCAGUUUCCUUCCUCUCCAGCAACUGAGUAAGGAAGGACACCUGUAUCUUUGUAGUGACUGGGUGUAUUGAUACACCAUCCAAAGUGUAAUUAAUAACUUCACCAUGCUCAAAGGGAUAUUCAAUGUCUGAGGUUUUUUAUUUUUACACAUCUACCAAUAGGUGCCGUUUGUGAGGCAUUGAAAAACCUCCCUCGUCUUUGUGGUUGAAUCUGUGUUUGAAAUUCACUGCUCGACUGAGGGACCUGACAGAUAAUUGUAUGUGUGGGGUACAGAGAUGAAGUAGUCAUUUAAAAAUAAUGUUAAACAAUAUUAUUGCACACAGUGAGUCAAAAUAAAUCUUUUAAUUUAAUCUAUUUUUUAUUUCAGGCUGUAACACAACAAAAUGUGGAAAAAGUCAAGAGGUGUGAAUACUUUCUGCAGGUGCUGUUUGCAGUGUAGUACAGGUGAAGCCCAAAGCCGUUCACACUGGUAGAGGAAGUAACCUUUUUAAAAGAUUGCCUCCGGGAACUCUUUCUGAAAAAGCAAUUCCCUUCAAAGACGUCACGUUAAAAUCCCUCAGAUCAGAUGGACGGUUUUAUUAACACAUCAAGACAGAUCAUUUGUUGCUAGAUCAUAAAUAAUUUGGCACUAGAUAAUUCUAAACCUGUAUUGCUUCCAUGUAGGCCAUCUCAUAGUAACUGUGUACCCAAGUAGGGAAAUGCCCCAUCAGGCAUCGGCAAACAAAGUCAUUGUUGGUUUGUUGCUGUUCUUAUGUGACUGCAGUGUUCUAAACAGCGUA
This is a messenger RNA of Coregonus sp. 'balchen', 12464 nucleotides long. The record is from the annotation of a GenBank genome assembly. Lineage: Eukaryota; Metazoa; Chordata; Actinopteri; Salmoniformes; Salmonidae.